Chelmon rostratus (copperband butterflyfish) is the source of this 5092-nucleotide messenger RNA. RefSeq names its product kelch-like family member 5 (gene klhl5). The transcript is spliced from 13 exons. Bases 410 to 2770 code for a protein of 786 amino acids. Gene Ontology annotation, molecular function: protein binding. NCBI's taxonomy places the organism in Eukaryota, Metazoa, Chordata, Actinopteri, Chaetodontiformes, Chaetodontidae. The record is from RefSeq and is a predicted model, not a curated record.
UGUCUGGCAAGCUGAAUGAUGAUGAUGAUGAUGAUAAUAACAAUAAUGAUCAUUCCUCUCUGCUACAGCAUGCCUGUGGCCUGCAUUGCAUUAUUUGGCAGACAUGUGACAUUAAUUUGUCCUUGUGGCAAAUGCUUGUGGUUUGGUUUGUGCAUGAAAAGGCUUUGGCACUGAUGUUAAAACUCUGUGUAGACCUCCCUCUCUCUCUCUCUCUCUCCCUCUCUCUAUCUGUGUCUCUCUCUCUCACUCCCUCUCUGUUCAUAUACUUCGCUAUAUUCCGCUCAAUAGCUUCAGUCGCGGUUAACGAGCGUGCGGUUGUCAGGAGAGACGCGCGUGCAGCACAGCGAACAGCUUUAACGGCAGAGCGGCACGGGCUCUCCCCCGCCAUUUCCUCGUGCCGAGCCCUGGAAUGUCGAGUAGCGGCUCGGGCUCUUCCUCGCGGAAGGAGUUCGAUGUGAAGCAGAUCCUCAGGAUCCGAUGGAGGUGGUUCGGUCACCCCGCGGUCCCUCCGCCUCACUCCCCGCCGCUGGGAGACUACUUCGCUGGGAGGAGAACGGGCGGCAGCUCCGGGGACGGACCUUCAGUUAGCGGCUGUAGCAACUCGACUUCAGCCGGCGUAAACCCCAGCUCGGGGGGUCACGGCGGUCUGGUGGCCAGCGGCAGCGCUGGGUCUAACCUGUGUAACGGCAGCGGCAGCAACAGAAAGUUUGCUGAUCCGGCGGGGAGUCGGGGCGGUGCGGGGGGAGCGGCGGUUGGAGCAACGGGGAGCUCCUGUCCCCGCUCCUUCAGCCAGCCAGAGUGCAGGAGCUCCGCCGCGGCGCUGUCGUGGGUCUCCCCGCCGCCUCUCCGUCGCUCUCGGCCGGUGACGAGCAUGGAGCCCCCCGGCGAGGCUCCGGUGCCCCAGCUGGUAACCGAGCCCUCCGCUCAUGUCGGGGUUGAGGAGGAGGUGGCGGCGGCACCGGGAGCGUCGGGCACCGAGGAGAAUAUCCACCCGGAAACAGACUCCAGCUCCUGCAGGACGUCUAACAGCAGCGCCACACUGUCCUCGUGCGUGUCAAUGGAGCCAUGUGCAUGUCCAGAGGAGUGCAUGUUCACCGCUCUGUCCCACGCCGACGUCACUUUCCGCAAGAUGGAGGGCUACCUGAGGUCCCGACAGCUGUGUGAUGUCAUACUGGUGGCUGGAGACAAGCGGAUACCUGCUCACAGACUUGUCCUCUCAUCCGUGUCAGACUACUUUGCUGCCAUGUUCACCAGUGACGUUAGGGAAGCUAAGCAGGACGAGGUGAAGAUGGAAGGAGUAGACCCUGAUGCAUUGUGGGUCCUGGUGCAAUAUGCAUACACAGGCCGUCUCGAGUUGAGGGAGGACACCAUUGAGUCUCUGCUGUCAGCCUCCUGCCUGCUGCAGUUGUCAUCGGUGGUUCAGGCUUGCUGUUCGUUCCUCAUGAAGCAGCUCCACCCCUCCAACUGUCUGGGUAUCCGCUCCUACGCCGAUGCUCAGGGCUGCCAUGACCUGCAGAGGGCUGCUCACGCCUACACCAUGGAACACUUUUUAGAGGUGGUGGGAGGCCAGGAGUUCCUGUUGCUCCCAGUGGAGGAGAUGGAGAGGCUCCUCACGUCUGAUGACGUUAACGUGCCGGACGAGGAAACCGUGGUAACCUCUUUGCUAACAUGGGUCGGUCAUGACGCCGCCUCACGGGAACGUCACCUACCCUUGCUGCUGGCUCACAUCCGACUGCCGCUGUUGCAGCCACAGUUCUUGGCAGAUCUGGAGUCCAACCCUCUGCUCCGGGACAGUAUGGAGUGCCAACGGCUGCUGAUGGAGGGGAUGAAGUAUCACCUCUUGCCUCAGCGCCGGCCCCUGCUUCAGAGUCCCCGCACCCGGCCCCGCAAGGCCACAGUUGGGGCCAUGUUCGCUGUCGGGGGCAUGGAUGCUACGAAGGGUGCUACCAGCAUCGAGCAGUACUGUCUGCGUCGGGACACGUGGAGGCAGGUAGCCACCAUGAGUGGACGGAGACUACAGUUCGGUGUUGCUGUCCUGGACGGCCGUCUGUAUGUGGUGGGCGGGCGAGAUGGACUCAAGACCCUCAACACUGUGGAGUGUUACAACCCGCACAGCAAGACCUGGAGCGUCAUGCCCCCCAUGUCCACACACAGGCACGGCUUAGGGGUAGCUGUCCUAGAGGGGCCCAUGUACGCAGUCGGAGGACAUGACGGCUGGAGCUACCUCAGCACAGUGGAAAGGUGGGACCCUCAAGCUCGCCAGUGGAGCUUUGUUGCAAGUAUGGCUACACCCAGAAGCACAGUGGGUGUAGCUGUACUCAAUGGCAAGUUGUAUGCAGUAGGAGGUCGUGACGGCUCAUCCUGCCUGCGCUCAGUGGAGUGUUUCGACCCUCAUACCAACAGGUGGAGUGGUUGUGCUCCUAUGGCUAAAAGGCGUGGAGGAGUGGGCGUGGCCACAUGGCAUGGCUUUCUAUAUGCCAUCGGAGGUCAUGAUGCUCCAGCUUCAUCCCUUGCAUCUCGGCUAAGUGACUGUGUGGAGAGGUAUGACCCUCAGACAGAUGUGUGGACAGCAGUCGCCCCCAUGAGCAUCAGUAGAGAUGCCGUUGGUGUUUGUCUCCUUGGCGACCGUCUCUAUGCUGUCGGGGGUUAUGAUGGGCAGGUGUAUCUCAAUACUGUAGAGGCUUACGACCCUCAGACAAAUGAGUGGACACAGGUAGCACCACUGUGUGUGGGCAGAGCAGGAGCAUGUGUGGUGGCCGUCAGACUGUGAAAACACAAGCACCAACGUUCAGAAGGACUGUGCAUGAUGUGGCUCAGAGACCCUCUGUUUCACCAAGAAACCCGUCCACCUGCCAGCAUGUGAUCGCCGAGUUGGAGGCUGAUUACGAACACUCUGUCAGGUUUUACACUUCAACAAAGUCAGAUUUCACUCUCCUUAACAACUGCCUGCCAUUCAUUUGAAUGUUUAGGAUUAGGUUCGAGUUAUGUCAUGUGUCAGGUUUCUGAGUUUCAUAUUUGAACAUAUCUUCUGCCACAGAAGUGAGCCACCACCGCCACCACUGAUGAGGAAUCUGCAGUGUUUAUCUGAGCAUGACAGAACAGCUGUCUCGCAGCUUUUUUUUUCCUUGCCUAUUAUUCUGUUCCUGUAGACAAGUUGGGACACACACACACACAUACACACACACACACACACACACACACACAGGUAAACUUACAUGUCUGCUUUCAGCUUCUAUUUCUGCUGACAGAAAGGUGAGAGAGACAGAGAGAGCUUGUCAAGACAGUUGAGAUGCCUCAUCAGUUUAUGCUCUCAGUUUUCCUAACAAUAUCCGAUCGUGUGUAUUGAUGCUAUUUUUAUAUAUUCCCUAUUAUUUUAUGCUGCAGUUGGCAAGUGCUCUCUUCCUCUUUCUUUCCCUUUCUUGCCUGCUGACUGAUGAAAGAAAGACUUUUGACAUAAUCAGCACAACCUUAUGAACAGCCAUGCUGUAAGAAACUGUGACGCCCUUUAUUCUUUUCAGUCAAAAACAUAUCAUCUGGCUUUAUCUAAUGUUUCUGUGUGUAUGUCUUCCAUGUUGCAUCAGCUCACAUCUGAAGCAUAGAGUACACUGUGAUAUGCAUGUUAUUGUAGCUUUUUUACAAGCUGCACUGGAAAAUUAUCCAACUUUUUUUUCUGUCUUCUUUUUAACUGUAUAAUCCCGACAUUGUUCACAUAAUUGAGGUCCACGAAGUAGUGUUAUUGGGUUUACAGCCUGAGUAAUAAUAAGAGUAACUGUGGCCCUUUGUUGAUCCCUGUAGGGAAAUUUUAUUUUCAAUUUCCCACAGGGCAAAGGGUCAGCUCUUUUCAGGCUUGGUUUUACAUAGAGUCAGUUGAGCUUUUCUGUCCUACCCCUCUUUCUUUCUAACUCCUGUCGAUGUUUCCUUUGUGUAUGGGUGUGUGUGUGUGUCUGUGUGUUUGGGUGCUCAGAGAUUGCAAGAAGUAUAUUUUUAUCUCAAAUGAGAACCUUCCCGCUUCCCCUCUCCACAUCUUCGAUUCCCUGCUGCUUUCGCUUCAUCUUCAUUUUCCCAUUUCAUCACCACACACAAACACACACACACACACACACACACACACAAGUACAUGCACCACUACACUUUAGUGCAGAAUUGGAUACCCAGACAAAAUGAACAACAGACCAUAUAAUGAGACCAUGAAUUUAAUAACGCUGGUUCAGCCGGUGCGACGUUUUGUUUGAUGUCGAGUUCAAAGCAUUAUUAGAUUUGAUGCUGCUGUAGACAAAAUAUCAGACAUUAGUGAAAAAUGAAAUGACCUCAUGUGUUCAUAUUCGGGGGCUUGUUUCUGUAAACCUACACGUCAAGAAACUUCAAGAAUACGAAGAUGACUGCUGACUGCAGGUUUAAUACUUAAAUGCCAAAUUCCUUUGUGUGGCUCAAUCUGCUCCUCUGGUGGGUGUGUGCAUGCAUGUGUGUGUCUUGUGCACAGAGAGCAAACUCCAGACAGUGAGAGGCAAAGCAGGCAUCCUGUCUGAACUGACAGAUCUACAGCUAAUGUAGCCCCCAGGAUGCACUUCAUAAACACACAUGGACAUAUCACAUUUACACACACACACAAACACACACUUAACCACACAGCUGAAAGCCAAGUGCCCCAGGAGCCAGCGUAGAUUGAAAAGCCUCCCAUCUUUGCCAGCAUGACAUCUAAAAAGCUGAGACAGGCCGGCUAGCGAUUCCCUACAGCUGAGCUGAUGUUUAUUCAAGCCUAACGCACAGCUGCAUUAUUCUAUUUUCUUCCCCCUCAUACCUGCCCACUGUUUAUUUAGAGAGUAAUUCUCUUUAGAUCAGAGCAGAAGAAGUGUGUCACCUCCACUGUGUAGAUGUAGUCAGAGAGUUUGAUUUCAGUCAGAGGUUAAAAAUAAAGACAGACAUUCCAAAAGAGUCUACAUAUUCAGUGUAUAUUAUGUACAUAAUAAAUCUGUAUGUAGUCUUAUUGCAUUAUGCUGUAUAUUAUAUAGUGUGCACUAAAUAUAUCGUGUUAUUGUGUUUCUUUUUGUACCACCAAGAAGUAAUAAAAUGAUGGUUGGUGAGAAAAGUUAAA